CCCCCGUUCCUUAGCCCGAAUGGUUCGCUCGUGUCUCGCUCGCUCCUUCUGUUCCACGAGCGCGCGCUGAGCAGCAGCAAUUCAUUCAACACCAACAAAACCGAUUAAAGAUGACUGCAGUGGACUGUUUGGCUAGUGAGAGGAUCUGGUUUGAUAAGCCGAGAUAUGAUGAAGCUGAACGACGGUUUUACGAACAGAUGAACGGACCCACAAAGCCCAAACAGGACACUGGAGCUAACACUAUUCUUCAAGACAUCGCUAGAGCGCGAGAAAAUAUCCAGAAAUCUCUCGCUGGGCUCAAGACAACCUUGCAGCCCAGUAGAGGCUCUGCCCCUAAACCCUCAAACCCCUCCCACUGCUCCGCCCCUAGCUCCGGAGGCAGUGCUGCUGAUAUCGGGGAACUUGCAGCACGCAUGAAGAGCCUGGAACUAGAGAACCAGAGUCUACACAAAGUGGUGGAGGAUCUGCGUUCUGCUCUCAGUAAGAUGGAGAGUCGCGUGUCUGCGCUGGAGAGAAGAUCUUCAUCAUCUUCAUCCUCGUCUUCAUCAGCACCAGCCGUUAACGGGACCCGUCCCGCAGCUCCACAGAAACCCCUAUCAGCUCCGGUAAAAGAGGAGGAGGAGGAGGAUGAUGAUAUUGACCUGUUCGGCAGCGAUGAAGAAGAGGAUGAGGAGGCAGAGAGACUCAAAGAGCAGCGGCUGCAGGAAUACGCCGCAAAGAAAGCCAAAAAACCCGCUCUCAUUGCAAAAUCCUCCAUCCUGUUAGACGUCAAACCUUGGGACGAUGAGACGGACAUGUCGAAACUGGAGGAGUGUGUGCGGUCGGUGCAGAUGGACGGGCUGCUCUGGGGGGCGUCCAAACUAAUGCCCGUGGGCUACGGCAUCAAGAAACUGCAGAUCAACUGUGUGGUGGAGGACGACAAGGUGGGCACAGACUUCCUGGAGGAGGAGAUCACCAAGUUCGAGGACUACGUUCAGAGUGUGGAUGUUGCGGCGUUCAACAAGAUCUAACACACUCACACACACACACACACACACAUGUAAACACUCACAUGCUACUGCUGCUGGAUGAACAUCGGUUAAUAAAAGAUCUUGAAAUGUG
Danio aesculapii is the source of this 1101-nucleotide messenger RNA. It is a transcript of the gene eef1db, whose product is annotated as eukaryotic translation elongation factor 1 delta b (guanine nucleotide exchange protein). The record is from RefSeq and is a predicted model, not a curated record. The transcript is spliced from 8 exons. Gene Ontology annotation, molecular function: guanyl-nucleotide exchange factor activity; translation elongation factor activity. Gene Ontology annotation, biological process: translational elongation. Lineage: Eukaryota; Metazoa; Chordata; Actinopteri; Cypriniformes; Danionidae. The coding region runs from base 111 to 1010 and encodes 299 amino acids. Gene Ontology annotation, cellular component: eukaryotic translation elongation factor 1 complex; cytosol.